Aaosphaeria arxii CBS 175.79 is the source of this 1970-nucleotide messenger RNA. RefSeq names its product putative choline transporter Hnm1. Gene Ontology annotation, cellular component: membrane. Gene Ontology annotation, biological process: transmembrane transport. The record is from RefSeq and is a predicted model, not a curated record. Gene Ontology annotation, molecular function: transmembrane transporter activity. The transcript is spliced from 6 exons. NCBI's taxonomy places the organism in Eukaryota, Fungi, Ascomycota, Dothideomycetes, Pleosporales. The coding region runs from base 410 to 1951 and encodes 513 amino acids.
CAUGUGCUAGAACAGCCCUUCGUGAUAAGGGAGUGAGCCUACCUUCUUCCCAGAUCAUGACAGUAUGUUCGUAAAGAGAUCCGUACUCAGCAAAGCUGAUUCGGUAAAGAGCGGGUAAAACCCCGGUACAUGAGCUGUACAUCGGCCCGGUUAUUGCCGCCAUGCUAUAGCAAUCUAGUGACCUAUGGGGUAUGGGGAAGUGGAUCUGACCUUUGGUGCCUUGAUAGCUCCACACAGACAAAGUUCGAAUAAGCGCGCAAAGUCGAUAAGGGUCGAGUGGCAGCUUGAUAAGGAUGUUUAUAAGUAAACAGUCACUCCGCUCCUGUUGUUAAGCUGUGACAUUACGAAGACAUUUUCCAGCAUCGUCGCAUAUCGGAAUACUACAGCACUGGAGAAACCCUGAGGUUAAAUGGCAACUACCACGAAAAAAAAUAUGGUUGGUGGAAGCACUGUCGAGAAGGGCGAUGAACAGCCUUUGAGCGCAGAUGAGCAGCGACUCGCCGAGAUGGGUCACGUGCAGGAGCUAGAACGCCAUUUUUCAACAUUGUCUCUCAUUGGACUUGCCUCAACGACCACCAUUUCCUGGACAGGGCUUGGGUUGGGAAUUGUUACGGAGAUUAACGCUGGAGGACCUGGAGCCAUUAUAUAUGGAUUCAUAUUCAUCUUCGUGCUGCAAUGCUUCCUUGGCGCAACCCUGGCCGAGUUUGUCUCCAGCUAUCCCACUGAGGGUGGUAUGUAUCAUUGGAUUGCGGCCAUAGCGCCCAAGAAACAAGCUCCCUUUCUCAGUUUCCUUACUGGUUGGUUUACAGUGUGUGGAUGGAUCUUUACUACAGCAUCCACGAACUUGAUAUACGCACAGACACUCGGGGCGCUGAUUGCUUUGUACCAUUCGGACAUGAUAGUAAAGACAUGGGAGAUAUUCAUAAUUUACCAAGGACUCAAUUUAGCAACAGCUUCCGUCGUGUUAUUCGGCAACAAGGUCAUUCCGAUUCUUAAUAAGUUCUCGCUAUUCUACCUACAAAUCGGUUGGCUGGUUGUUCUGGUUACUGUCGUAGCUCGCGCACCUAAGUAUCAGAGUCCUGAGUUCGUCUUCAGCACCUGGAUCAAUAACACUGGCUGGCAAAACAAUGUUGUUGCUUUCGCUGUUGGACUAGUCAAUCCUCUAUAUAGCCUUGGUGGACUUGAUGGCGUAACACACAUUACCGAGGAAAUGCCUAAUCCAUCACGCAAUGCACCAUUGGCAAUAGCCAUCACGCUCAUUAUCGCAUUUUUCACCGGCAUCAGCUACCUCAUUGGACUCAUGUUCAGCGUACAGGAUUACAGCGCACUUGCCACUACAAAAACUGGGCUUCCUUUAGCUGAACUCUUUCGCCAAGCUACGCAGUCAGCAGGUGGCGCCUUUGGACUCACUUUCAUCCUUUUCAUUGCACUGGGUCCUUGUGUCAUCUCUUCCCAGCUGUCUACUUCCCGAGUCCUGUGGGCCUUCGCUCGAGAUGGCGCUAUGCCAUGGUCAUCAACGUGGGCACGGGUAAGCUUGAGAUUUGGUAUUCCCUUCAAUGAACAACUGCUGGUCACGGCCGCCAUUGCUGCCUUGGGAUGUCUUUACCUGGGCAGUUCGACAGCAUUCAAUGCGAUGCUCGGAUCUGCGGUUACCGUUAACAAUAUCACGUACUAUAUCCCCAUUUUGACUAAUCUCCUAACGGGAAGACGGAAUAUGUAUAAGGGUGCUUUUCAUAUGGGUAAAUGGGGCUGGUUUGUCAACGGUGCGACUAUUUGUUGGCUCACCUUUGCCAUCAUCUUCUUCAGCUUUCCUUACUCCAUGCCUGUUCAAGUUCAGAAUAUGAACUAUACCUGCGUGGUUGUCGGCACUUUGCCGAUCCUGAUCAUCGGCUGGUGGUUUUGCAUCAGGCAAUCAUACAAGGAGAAGAUUGCUGUUGCGAAGAAGGAGUGAGUUUCUGAAGAACAAGGAC